AAACAAAAAAAUGAUAGAUGUUAUCACCACAGAUUAUAUAAUACUAUAUGUACUAGUUAUCACCAUUACUAAUACAGUGUUUAUGUUAAGAAUGGGCAAGAGACACAAUUAUUCACUAUCUUUGAUACGAACAAAGUGCAAUAGAAUGACAUUAUUUUGUAUUGGUUUUUGAUUAUCAAAAUAAAUAAAAAUAACCCUUUGACCAAAAGGAUAAGUAAGAAAAAAAAUCUUAACCACAUUUUCUUCAGUUGUCCUCCUUUCUCAGUACCAUACACGUAUAUUUUAUAUUUUGUGCUCAGUACAAAGAAUUGAACUAUGAAAAGCUAUCUCCAAUUCCAAAACAGAACUCCAUUGAUACAUUAUAGAAGUAUUAAAAAUGUUAAUAAUUAUUUGUUUAUCUAUAUUUCCAUCAAGAACACAAUUUAUUACCUAAUUCUGAAAUACAUAAAAAGAAAAAUUCUACUUACAUCAAACUAGACUGUAUGGGCUUCGUUUUGCCUAUCAUGCAAAAGAGUAAAAAAGAAAAAAGAAAAAUAAAAUUGACGUAAUUAAUUUUUGAAAUAGAUUUUCCUUGUUAAUUUUUGGAAGUGAUUUAUUUUUUAAUAUUUUAUUUUAAUAAUAAUAUUUUCUAUGGCUAGCUCUAAAGCUAAAGACAAAUAUGCUGUAUAUAGAAAUUUUGAAAAAGGAAAGCCUGAUUUUAAAUUAAAUGAAGAACUAAGAAAUUCCAUUGCCAGAGACUACAGAGUUCUCCCUUUGCUAGAGAAGAAGUUAUACGAUCACGCUUUACAGAAAUAUUACUCGUUGGAGUGUAACGAAGUACUCUCAUGUCGCUGGAAACACUACGCUGAUAACAGACAGGGAGGUCGGCGUACCCCAUUUAAUUUCCCUAAAGUUGAGUAUGUAUUUUCCAUAGAUUUCCACUUCUACAAUUAUGUGAAUCGUUACAUGCCUUUACAGUCGGUGAGCAAUCGCGCGCAUUACCGACUGCAUCUAUUUCCAGGGCCCGGUGUCGACGCACUCGGUCAAAAACCCAUUCCCAACGACUUACAGUUGAGGAAAACAGCAGGAAGACAAAAGAAGGAAAAAAAAGGAAGCUAA
This is a messenger RNA of Galleria mellonella (greater wax moth), 1098 nucleotides long. RefSeq lists its product as uncharacterized. The transcript is spliced from 3 exons. Bases 631 to 1098 code for a protein of 155 amino acids. The record is from RefSeq and is a predicted model, not a curated record. Lineage: Eukaryota; Metazoa; Arthropoda; Insecta; Lepidoptera; Pyralidae.